Molecule: messenger RNA, 4144 nt
Organism: Amphibalanus amphitrite
Lineage: Eukaryota; Metazoa; Arthropoda; Thecostraca; Balanomorpha; Balanidae
Product: adhesion G protein-coupled receptor L3-like
Exons: 11
Coding region: 210-3917 (1235 amino acids)
Biological process (GO): cell surface receptor signaling pathway; adenylate cyclase-activating G protein-coupled receptor signaling pathway
Cellular component (GO): membrane
Molecular function (GO): carbohydrate binding; G protein-coupled receptor activity
Source: RefSeq, a predicted model, not a curated record
GGCGGCAGUCUGUGAGUGGCCGUGACGGGGAGAGGUCGCGCUCGUUGCGGAGCGGCGCUGUGGCCUGUUGUGCCGACCGGACGCAGUGGAGACAGUGGUGACGUCGCGGCGUUGUCGGCAGACGCGCGGAUUUGCUCAUCAGCGUGCUACCGAGACAUGCUGAGUGUGGUCGGCGGCGGAUUCUGAACCUCAGUUGCAGAUUGCUGGCGAUGGCUGCGGUGCGGCGAGCAGCCGGACGAGGCCGGCUCCCAGCCCUGCCGCCCCGGCUGCCGCUGCUGCUGCUGCUGCUGCUGCCGGCGCUCCUGAUCUCCCACGCCGCCGCAGAAGCCGGCUAUAGUACCGUCUACGCCUGCGAGGGCUCCACGCUGAACCUUGAGUGUGGCCAGGACGAGCUUAUCAACCUGAUCCGGGCCAACUUCGGCCGGUUCUCCAUCACCAUCUGCAACCAGAAGGGCAACACGGACUGGAGCGUCAACUGCAUGUCGCCGCGCUCCCUGCGCGUGCUCGAACAGAGCUGUGGCGUGUCCAACUCGUGCUCGGUCGAAGUCACCGCCGAGAAGUUUGGCGACUCGUGUCCGGGCACCUUUAAGUACAUUGAAGUGCACUACAGCUGUGUGUCAGCUGCCUCUACCACGACCACCAAGCGGCCGCACCCGCCCUGGUACUCGUCCUACCCGGACCCGAACCUGUGGCUCACCUCGGGCACCAGUUCGUCGCGCCGGCCGCCGGCGGCCACGGCCCCGACCACGACCACCACGGCUCGGCCGCGGCUGCCGGGCCGACCGGCCGAGGGAGCCGCCGACGGAGUACAGGUGGUCAUACCCGGGGUGACCGGACGCCGCCAGAGGGUCGAACAGGACGCCGAUGGGAGACUGGUGACCGUGGUGCAGGAGGGUGGUGACGCCAAGAGCUCCAGCACCACCACCACAACCACCACGACAACGACAACCACCACGGCGACCACCAGCACCACGGCCAGCACCACCAGCACCACUGUCACCACGCGUGGUCCGGUGACGCCGAGCACCACCACCACGCAGACACCAGCUCCGUCGCGGCCGCCGCCGGCCGCCCUGCCGGACCCGUGGCUGGCCACCAGCCCGCACUACUGCGGCGCUCGCGCCGCCCGCGGCCUCCGCUGGAACUACACCCGGGCUGGAGACGUGGCCGUCCAGGCCUGUCCAGGCGGCGCCACUGGGUACGCUCGCUGGCAGUGCGUGCACGGCUCGCCGCCGACCGGCCGCGCCGGCUGGGCGCCGCGGCCCGACCUCAGCGAGUGCAAGUCGGUGCUGAUGGCGGCGCUGGAGGAGCGCCUGCUGGCCGGGGAGCUGACCCUGCGCGUGGCCGCCGAGCUGGCCCAGGUGACGGACCGCUCGGACGGCCUGCUCGGAGGCGACGUGCGCACCGCCGCGCGCCUGGUGAACCACCUGGCCUCGCGGCAGGCGCAGCAGCUGAUGGCCGUCCCGGACGUGGAGCGCAGGGAGGCGAUCGUCACUGAGCUGAUUGAGCACGUGGUGCGCGCCGCCAGUCACCUCCUGGACGACUCUCAGCAGGCCGCCUGGAGAGAUAUGGGCCGCGACGAGCGCCGCCGCGCGGCCACCUCUCUGCUGAUCGGGCUCGAACAGAACGCCUUUCUGCUCUCGGACAACGUGCUGCCCGACCGCACCAUUCUGGAGAUCGACAGGAACCUGCUGAUGACGGUGCACAACAAGAAGUCUGACACGGUGGAGGCGCUGGAGUUCCCCUCUGAAGUCGCCCGUCGCCAGUGGGACAUGGAAGGCAGCUCGCUGCGGCUCGGCCGGACCGCGCUGCGCGACAACAGCCGAGAGCGGACCGUCCAGGUGGUGUUCCUGGCCUACCGCGGCCUGGAAACGGUGCUGGAGCCGCUCUCCUGGCAGCAGCGCCGGCCCGACGGCGCCGUCAACGGCACCCGAGUGGUCAACAGCCUGGUGCUGUCCGCCUCGCUCGGAGAGGGCCGGCACAUCCAGCUGUCGGAGCCUGUGCAGCUCACCUUCCGCCACCUGGUCACCGAGAACGUCAGCAACCCGACCUGCUCCUUCUGGGACUACACGGUCAACAUGUGGUCCGAGGAGGGCUGCCGCGUGACGCUCACUAAUCGCACCCACACGCUCUGCGAGUGCGACCACCUGACCAGCUUCGCCGUGCUGGCGGACGUGAGCUCCGCGCCGGCCGACGACCCCGAGCAGCCGCUGCGGAUCGUGGUGUACGUGGGCUGCGCGGUGGCGCUGCUCUGCCUGUCGGCCACGCUGGUGGCGCUCGUCCUGGUGCGCGGUCUCCAGUCGGACCGCACCUCCAUCCACAAGAACCUGCUCUUCUGCCUGCUGGUGGUGGAGCUCAGCUUCCUGGCCGGCCUCCAUCAGACUGCCCGGCCGGUGGUGUGCGGAGUCCUCGCCGGGCUGAUGCAUUUCUUCCUAAUGGCUGCCUUCUUCUGGGUGUUCUUCGAGGCGUUCCAGCUGUACGUCACGCUGACCGUGUUCGAGGCGGAGCGCUCGCGGCUGCGCUGGUACUACGUGGCCGCGUACGGCGUCCCCCUGCUCGUGGUAGCCGUCUCGUGCGUGGUGGACCCGGUCAGCUAUGGAACGAACGUGCACUGCUGGCUGCGCACCGAUAACUACUUUGUCUUCAGCUUCGCCGGACCGGCCAUCAUCCUCAUACUGCUGACGGCCAUCUUCCUGGGCCUGGCCGUGUGGGUGAUGCUGCAGCACAGUAGCGCGGCCAUCACCAUCAAGACCAAGGAGCAGUCGCGGCUGUCGUACAUCCGCGGCUGGCUGCGCGCCGCCGUCCUCCUCCUGCUCCUGCUGGUGCUCAGCUGGACAUUCGGACUGGUGUUCCUCGACAGACGCAACGUGGUCAUGGCCUACCUGUUCACCGUCUUCAACGCCCUGCUCGGAAUAUUCAUCUUCGCCCUGCACUGCAUCCAGAACGAGAAGGUAAGGAGCGCCCUCGACAGUCGCGGCCUGCUGCCCGUCUGUCUGAAGAGCUCCAAGACGCUGGGCGGCGGCCGCGCCGAGACCCUCUCCACCAGCAACGGCACCAUCAACACGGUGCUCAACAUGUCGACCCAGAACAACAUCCCUCGGCUGUGGUCGCCGCACGCGCCGGCCCACCCCAAGUCGGCCACCCUGAACUCGCUGUCUGCCGGCGGCCCGGCCGGCGGCGGCGGCAGUCUGCGCCGCGGCACCAUGCGCAGCUCCAUGCCGGCCAAACUGCGGACCAACCUCACGGGAGAGAUGCUGGCGGUCGAGAAGGGAGGCUGCUACAACUUCCAGAGUCACGACUCUGGCCACGGCACCGGCUCGGAGCACGAGUCGCCGCACCUGACGCUCAACAACGUGCGCUACCUGGCGUCGGCGCCGAGCCUGGAGCGUCCGCCGGCGGCCGUGCUAGUGCCGGUGCCGGCCGACCAGCUGGGGCCGCGCGCCAACGCCGAGUUCUUCGCCGUCUACCAGCAGCAGCAGUCGCGGCGCGGCGGCCGGCGCUCCCACUCGCCCUACCACACCUACAUGGAGGUGGACGACCCCGUCUACGAGGAGAUCGAGCGUCACGAGCCGCGCCGGCACCUGCUGCUGGCAGACCUCUCUGACGAGGAGCGCAAACACCUCGACUCGGGGGGCCGGUCGGGCUCUCAGCGUGGCGCGCCCGGCGCCGACCACCGGCUGCUGAUGCAGCACUACGGCGCCGGGCCGCCGCUGAGCGAGGCGCGACUGCGGGACUUUGACCAGGCGCAGCUGUACCGGGACAUGCGCCGGCUGCACGGCUACGACGAGGCCGUGGCCAUGGCCGUGCUCAGUGGCGACCAGGUGGUGAGCGCGCUGCAGGCGGCGCCAGCGGCGGCCGGCGCCACCCUGCCCGUGGACAGAGCGCGACCCAGUCAUUCCAGGUUCGCAGAGUGCUAGGCGGCGCACGCCGGUGCGCCUCUAUACAUAUAUGUGAUUGCUAGCUGUGUAGUCUGGCUCGCCGUUUUUAUUGCUGAUUAUUAUGGAGAGAGAGAAGUGAGAGGUGUGAUGUAUCUGUUGCUCGUUCUUUCAUCCCGCAUUGUGUACAUUGUCAUCGUCAUGCAUUGGCAUUUAUUCGUGAGUCAUUUGUAUUGAUAGGAGAAUAAAUACGCGGCAUGUGCGAAAUA